This is a messenger RNA of Pangasianodon hypophthalmus (striped catfish), 3492 nucleotides long. RefSeq names its product 2,3-bisphosphoglycerate mutase (gene bpgm). The record is from RefSeq and is a predicted model, not a curated record. Lineage: Eukaryota; Metazoa; Chordata; Actinopteri; Siluriformes; Pangasiidae. Bases 43 to 951 code for a protein of 302 amino acids. The transcript has 3 exons. Gene Ontology annotation, molecular function: intramolecular phosphotransferase activity. Gene Ontology annotation, biological process: glycolytic process.
CACUAACUAAUCGUGGUGUUUGUACCCUAUGUAGUGUACUAUAUGAGUCAUUUGGGGACAUUUGGGAUUAAACCCGGGUAUGUUGUCAGCGGUUCCAGUAUAAACCUUAUAUGGUGGCUAGUCUCUCUAAACGCUAAGGCUGUGCAAUACUGGCUCGCGCCCCACGUCUCCUUGAUGUCGAAGCACAAACUCUUCCUGCUGCGGCAUGGCGAAGGAGCGUGGAACAAAGAGAACCGCUUCUGCAGCUGGGUUGACCAGAAGCUGAGCGAGAACGGAGUCCUAGAGGCUCAGGAGUGCGGCCAGAUGCUGAAGCAGCAUGGCUACAAGUUCAGCCGUGUUUUCACCUCGAUCCUCAGCCGCUCCAUUCAGACAGCGUGGCUCGUGCUGGAGGCCAUGGGCCAAGAGUGGGUGCCCAUCACCAAGUCAUGGCGGCUGAAUGAACGCCACUACGGCGCUCUGAUCGGCCUGAACCGGGCUGAGAUGGCGCUGAACCACGGUGAGGAGCAGGUAAAGCUGUGGAGGCGGAGUUAUGACGUCACUCCACCCCCCAUCGAUGAGUCCCAUCCUUACUUUGCGGAGAUCUACAAUGACCGGCGGUAUAACACGUGCGAUGUGCCCAAAGAGGAGCUGCCCAAAACGGAGAGCCUGAAGGAGGUGCUGGACAGACUCCUGCCUUACUGGAAUGAUGUCAUCGUUCCUGAAAUUAAGAGUGGCCAAACUGUCCUCAUUUCAGCUCAUGGAAACAGCUGCAGAGCCUUGCUCAAGCAUCUAGAAGGUAUAUCAGAUACUGACAUUGUGAAUGUCACUCUACCCACUGGAGUACCGGUUCUGCUGGAGCUGGAUGAAAAUCUCCGACCGGUGAAGCCUCGAGAGCUGCUGGGAGAUCAGGCCAAAAUUCAAGCAGCCAUCAAAAAGGUGGAGGAUCAGGGGAAAGUUGUUGAGGGAAAAUAAAUGAAUUUUUUUUAAAUAUGGCGAUAGGUUUGAGAAAAAUGAAGUUAUAGCAAGUUCUUAUUUAUAAUUGUGCACUGAACAGGAGAAUAGUUACACUCUGCUGUACACCUUUGGAUAGGUACUGGUUUUAGUUUUGUGUUUUGAUAAAUCCAGCAGAUAUUUCAACCAGGCUGAUGAAGACAUGCAUUCAUUUACUUGGAUUCAUUUACUUUUUUUGUAAAAGAUUAAGAGAAAAGUGAAUUAUGUAAUGUAUAACUUAAUACAAUGGCGCUUAACCAUGGUUGCAGAUGUGUUUUUAGAGAUUACUGGUCUAACUGGUCUGAACUGAAGUCUAGCUAUGCUUUUGUCUUAAUUAAAAGAGAGUCCAGGAUCCACCCAUGUUUACAUUAUUUGCUUUUUAAAAAAAUGCAUGUGUCCUACUCGGAACUGUUAGCAGAUUCAGUGUUGUAGAAAUUAUUUUAAUAGUUGAUGCACUUAAAUAUAAAAUGUACCUCAAUGUUACUACUAGCCAGGGCAGUUCUUUACAAAAAGUGGAACUGGGCCUUUUGUACCCCGAUGGGCCCUGGUGUCUGAUUUUCCUUUCUUUAGAGCUGUUGCCAGAUUUUUUGCCAAGACAAGACCAGUAAGCUCAAACUAUAUACUGUGUAUAAGGAAUAAAUCCCAACAGGGCAUUCUGUUAUAGGAAAAUAAUCAACAACAGGGUGAUGUGUUAUGGAGACAUACACUAUAUGUCCAAAAGUAUGUGGACAUCUGACCAUCACACCCAUAUAUGCUUGUUGAACAUCUCAUUCCAAAAUAAUGGGCGUUAAUAUGGAGUCGUUCCCCCUUUGCUGUUAUAAUAACCUCCACUCUUCUGGGAAGACCGCUAGAUUUUGGAGCAUGGGUGUGGGGAUUUGUGUUCAUUCACCCAUCAGUGCAUUAGGUCAGGCGAGGAGGCCUGGGGCACAGACAGUGUUCCAGUUCAUUCCAGAGGUGUUCAGUGGGGUUGAGGUCAGGGUUCUGUGCAGGCCACUCGAGUUCUUCCACUACAAACCAUGUCUUCAUGGAGCUCGCUUUCUACACAGGGGAAUUGUCAUGUUUGGGUCUCUUAGUUCCAGUGAAGGAAAACUGUAAUGCUACAGCAUGCAAAGACAUCCUAGACAUUCAUGUGCUUAAAACAUUUUUUAGCAACUGUUUGGGGAAGAACCACAUAUGGGUGUGAUGGUCAGGUGUCCACAUACUUUUGGUCAUGUAGUGUAUUAAAUCAUAUUGCUGUUGCCUCGUAUGACACAAGAGAAUGAACCAAAUCAUAGGCACAAUUUUAUUAAUUUGAUAAAUUAAGCAGAAAAUAAAUUAAAACAUGUGCUUAGAUUACAAUUUUAUGACCUUCAUUUAUUAGCUUGUUGCCACAUUAAAUCCUGUGCAUGUUUUGUUACGUUUUAUAAAUGGAAAAUGUCUUCCUGUCCUCUCUGGGCUUCAGUCCCAUUGUCAUUAGUCACCUACUGACUUGCAGUAUCAUGGUUUCAAGUCUCAGUAUAUAUGCUUUUCUACUGUUUCUUGGCGCCCAUCUGGGGAAAAAAAAAAAAAAAAAAUCCAAGUUUUUCUGCAUAGUCUUGGCAACAAGUCUCACAACAGCUGAUGAGUUAAUGAACUGAAAAGUCUGGGAUCGUGUUAAUUCAUCAACAGUCCACUCCCACUAACUCAGUAAACCAUUAGGAAGAAUGAGGCCCUGUAGAUGUUUGAUAGAAACAUAGCCUGCUGAUAUUUUUUAAUUAGAAACAGAAGAGUUAAAACGUCUCUGGCUUUUGAAACAGUGACUCUUGUGUUCAUUCGUGUUAAGUUUUGAGAGGUAAGCUCUGCACUGUGAAAGUGGAAGCCACUCUGUUUUAGUUACUGAAAAUUCUUGCACCUUAUAUUAGCUAGCAGAUACACACAUACAGUUACAUCUUAUAUUAUUUCUUUCUUUUUUUAGAAAGAGUGUAUUUGGGGUUGAAAUAUAUUUUAACUUGAAGUGAAUGUUGAAUUGAAAGUGAGGUAUCUCUGUGAUGCCUGAAAGCCAAGCUGUACACACACUAGGCAGUGUUUAACCUCAUGUUUGUUUUAGAAUGAAUAGAUCAUUACAGGCUUCAUUUGAAGCUUUCUCUGUGUUCAUUGUGUAUUGUGUGGUUUGUUUUGUGUCUCUGUAACCUUCUUGUCACAAAUCACUGUACUGUGUAAAUUAUAGUCUAAGGGCAUGUUUUUCUUUUCUACCACAUGUCAUCACUACUCGUAUUUACUACAUCUCUAAUGGUGCAGUAUAAAGCGCAGUUUUUGUGUUAAAUGAAGUAUAAGCACGCAUUAUGUAACGCUUUUUUUAUUCAUCUGAAUGUGUAUUGUGCUCUACUGAACUGUGGUGUGAUCUCAUGGGCUUCCACAGAAUUAAUAAGCGCUUAUUUAAAAAAAAGAAAAAGAAAAAGCAAGAAAAUUAAUUUACUUAAAUAUAUAAUUAUGUAAUUAUGUACUUUGGAAGUGUAAAUGGAAAAUCCAAGUUGAAUAAAGCUAGUUGUCCCAAAUGUGUUUAAA